Messenger RNA from Zalophus californianus (California sea lion), 4025 nucleotides. It is a transcript of the gene MCCC2, whose product is annotated as methylcrotonoyl-CoA carboxylase 2. Gene Ontology annotation, biological process: L-leucine catabolic process. Bases 189 to 1880 code for a protein of 563 amino acids. Gene Ontology annotation, cellular component: mitochondrion; methylcrotonoyl-CoA carboxylase complex. The transcript has 17 exons. Gene Ontology annotation, molecular function: methylcrotonoyl-CoA carboxylase activity. The record is from RefSeq and is a predicted model, not a curated record. NCBI's taxonomy places the organism in Eukaryota, Metazoa, Chordata, Mammalia, Carnivora, Otariidae.
CCGGUUAUGGCCGGCGCGCGCGGACACGUGCCUCGGCCGGCCUGAGAAUCUGGGAGUUUCGGGCGGUUUUGGGGCUGCGAGGAGAGCGGAGCGGUAGCCCGAAUCCGGGCAUCCGGAGGGGAAAGAACCGACUCUCAGCGUGCCCGGGACCCUUUCUGGAGCUGGUCCCUCGCUCCCUGCCGGCUGUCAUGUGGGCUGCCCUGAAGUCAGCCCUGCGGCCCUGCGCCCGCGUCUUUGUCCCCGGGCCGCGCGCUUAUCACGGGGACUUGGUGGCCACGCUGGGCACCCAGCCAGACUCGGGCUCUGCCAUCUACCAGGAAAACUAUGAACAGAUGAAAGCACUAGUAAAUCAACUCCGUGAACGAGCGGAGGAAAUAAGAUUAGGAGGUAAUGAGAAAGCCCGAGAACUCCACAAAUCAAGAGGAAAACUUUUAGCCAGAGAAAGAGUGGACAGUCUUAUAGACCCAGGGUCUCCAUUUCUGGAAUUAUCUCAGUUUGCAGGUUACCAGUUAUAUAUGAAUGAGGAGGUCCCGGCCGGUGGCAUUAUUACAGGCAUUGGAAGAGUAUCAGGAGUGGAAUGCAUUAUUGUUGCCAAUGAUGCCACCAUCAAAGGAGGUUCCUACUACCCAGUGACUGUGAAGAAACACUUACGGGCGCAAGAAAUUGCAAUGCAAAACAGACUCCCCUGCAUCUACUUGGUUGAUUCAGGAGGGGCAAACUUACCUCGACAAGCAGACAUAUUUCCAGAUCGAGAUCACUUUGGCCGUAUAUUCUAUAACCAGGCAAUUAUGUCUUCUCAAAAUAUUGCACAGAUUGCGGUGGUCAUGGGCUCUUGUACGGCAGGUGGUGCUUAUGUGCCUGCAAUGGCUGAUGAAAACAUCAUUGUACGCAAGCAGGGUACCAUUUUCUUGGCAGGACCCCCAUUGGUGAAAGCCGCCACUGGAGAGGAAGUGUUGGCUGAAGAUCUUGGCGGUGCUGAUCUGCACUGCAGAAAGUCUGGAGUAUCUGACUACUACGCUUUGGAUGAUCAUCAUGCCCUUCACCUAACUAGGAUGAUUGUGAGGAAUUUAAAUUAUCAGAAGAAAUUGGAUGUUACUGUAGAACCUUCUGAAGAUCCUUUAUUUCCUGCUGAUGAAUUGUAUGGAAUAGUUGGUACUAACCUUAAGAGGCACUUUGAUAUUCGAGAGGUCAUUGCUAGAAUCGUGGAUGGAAGCAGAUUCAACGAGUUCAAAGCCUUUUAUGGAGACACAUUAGUUACAGGAUUUGCUAGAAUAUUUGGAUACCCUAUAGGUAUCGUUGGAAAUAAUGGAGUUCUCUUUUCUGAAUCUGCAAAAAAGGGGGCUCACUUCAUCCAGAUAUGCUGCCAAAGGAAUAUUCCUCUGCUGUUCCUUCAAAACAUUACUGGAUUUAUGGUUGGUAGAGAAUAUGAAGCUGAAGGAAUUGCCAAGGAUGGUGCCAAGAUGGUGGCUGCUGUAGCCUGUGCCAAAGUGCCUAAGAUAACUGUCAUCAUUGGGGGAUCUUACGGGGCUGGAAACUAUGGGAUGUGUGGCAGAGCAUAUAGCCCAAGAUUCCUCUACCUAUGGCCAAAUGCUCGCAUCUCAGUGAUGGGAGGAGAGCAGGCAGCCAAUGUGUUGGCCACAGUAGCAAAGGACCAAAGAGCACGUGAAGGGAAACAAUUCUCCAGUGCUGACGAAGCAGCCUUAAAAGAGCCCAUCAUUAAGAGGUUUGAAGAGGAAGGAGACCCUUACUACUCCAGUGCAAGGCUGUGGGAUGAUGGGAUUAUUGAUCCAGUGGACACCAGACUGGUGCUGGGUCUCAGUCUUAGUGCGGCCCUCAACGCACCAAUCCAGAAGACUGACUUUGGCAUCUUCAGGAUGUAACUGGAAUAUAAGGCGUCUUCCAUGGGACAUGUACCAAAAAUUAAUGUACUGGUAGCCUUAAAACUUUAGGCUUUUCCAACAUGUGGCUAUUACACUAAAAUCCUCAACACAGUGCAUUGUACUUUUCUACCUUAAAAAAAAAAUCAGUGAAGAUAUUUAUUUGAUGAACUUCAAUUCCUUGUCCAUCUUCUUAGAGAAAUUUUUCUGUGGCUCCACUUUACCGCCCAUAAAAUGAAGAGAAUAACUUACAGUUAGCCUUUCUAACCCACGUGUAGUAUGAAAAGUUCCAUAACCUAUAAAUCCCAGGUAUGAUUGAGAUUAUUCACAGAAAGUUGUUUUUCCACCGAAAUGAUUGCUUUGCUGAUUAUGCACGAUGCUAUUUUAACACACAUAAUUUUGAAAAGCAUCUAUUAACUUUGCCUUUCAGCCACCACCCUGCUCCUUCCUGUAACAGUCAGACUUGUUGCUGUCUGCACUCGGGGCUCUGUUUCCUCCCCAUUCUCUCUUCAUCCUACUCAUCGGCUUCCACUGCCAACAGCCCUCUCCAAGGUUGGCCUCCAUGUUGCUGAAGCCAGUGGGUUCUUUCUCGAUGUUGCGAGACUGAAUUUCCUGCGGCAUUAAGAGCAGUCAGACACUUGUUCCUAGCAGUGCUAUCCUUAGCUUCCAGACUGUAACUCUAGGUUUUCCACCAACCUCUUUGGCCCCUCUUGUUCCGUCUCCUUUGUCAGGCUCUGUUCCUCUACGCAUUUCUCUCCCACUCCCUUCACCAUUUGUUCUGAUUUCUCAUUAGUAAAACAUGAAUAGAUUCUGAUUCUGAAAGAUACAAAAGUAACAUGGAGGUGUCUCCUCAUUCUUUUUGAAAAACUGUGGUAAAAUAUAUAUAACAUAAAAUGUACCAUUUUAACCAUUUUUAGCUGCACAGUUCUGCGGCAUGAAGUCCAUUCACACGGUCGUGCAACCAUGGCCACCACCCAGCUCCAGAACUUUUCAUCAUUCCAAACUGAAACUCUGUUAUGAAUAGCCGCUUCCCAUUCCCUCUCCCCCAGCCCCUGGCCCUCUCCUCAUUCUUAAGUGUAGGCGUUUCUCAUGGUUUGGUUUCUUCCCGCUGGGUCAUUUCAGGCCUUAUGGCUUCGGUGGCCAUCUGAAUGUGGAUGAUUCCUGCGUCGAGGCUGUUCUUCCUGAGCUCCAGACCCGUGUAUCUAACGGGUCUACUGGACGUCUGCACGGUUGGGAUUAUGGGAACCUCGGACUCAGUCAUCAAGGGCUGUUGACUUUCCCUCCUGCCCUUUGGAUUCCCCAUUAUUUCCGUCUUUCACCCCCACGGGCUUUACGAGUGGUCUCCCUGCAUCCAGUCGUAGCUAGUACUGCUUCCCCAUCACGGUGAGAUGAAGGUGGCCGUUCUAAGUGUGCAUCUGGUCAUGCUGCUCCUUUGCUGCCCCGUCUCACUGGUUCCCUGUCGAAGUGCCAGACCCCUCAUGCUCUCCAGGACUGUGAUCAUCACAUCCCCUCUUCUGCCUCAUCUCCUUGACUCUUCCUCACGCUCGGUGCUCCAGCUGUUACAGAUUUCUUGUUCCUUGAGCCUGUAGAGGCCUUCCCACCUUAGGGUCCACCACCCAAGGUUUCCUCUGCCUGUACCAUCCUACCUUCCCUUAAACACUGACCUUUUUGUCUCUGUGACUUCCCUGGGCUGGGCUAGACACUAGGUGCUCUCGUAAAGCCCCAGCCACUUUCUUCUCUGUCUUAUGUAUUUAUGAGAAACCUAAACAUUUCUUUAAUAUUGCCCUCCUGCUAGAAUGUAAGCUCUCUGAGAGCAAGGGUGUCCUGUUUAGCCUGUAGCCGCAGGCCCUAGCACUUGUAGGUGCUUACGUAUUUGUUGAGUGAAUGAGAAAUCCAUAUUUUAAUUGAUGUCUUCAGACCACAUUACAAUUAAGUGGCUGAUUAUGUGAUCUAAUACAACUAACCAGUGCUUUCCUAAUAAAAUUAAUAUUUCAAACUUUGUAUGUCAUUUUCAACUUAGGCAGCAUUUGGGGCACCUGGGUGGCUCAGUCGUUAAGCGUCUGCCUUCGGCUCAGGUCAUGGUCCCAGGGUCCUGGGAUCGAGCCCCGCAUCGGGCUCCCUGCUCCGUGGGAAGCCUGCUUCUCCCUC